UCACAAUGAGCGAUUUUCCCCGACAUCAUAAUAUGAGUUUCGAGGAGUGGACUGCAUAAGGAAUUCGAUCCUGUGACUUGUACUCAGACCGAGGAGUUCUUAUUCAGAAUGAGCGCGACACUAAUUGACCGAGUGUAAAGCCACCGGAGAAAUGUCUCCUCGUCGGAUUAACUAGACGGCAGGUCCUUGGGAAAUUUUCCAAAGGAAAACAGCAAGGAUGAAGCGAGUUGCGUUUUUUUUGAUUGCAUUAUGCGAGAUCUCGCUCAGCGACGGUCAUAGGAACCACGGGACUGGGCACAGCCAUCAUCGGAUUUCCCAUCGACAUGUUCGUGAACCGAAAGAGCUGCACUUGGCAGCAGUGUUCCCCAUGCAAGGGCAUGGAGGAUGGCUCGGAGGUCAAGGGUGUUUGCCAGCCGCUCUCAUGGCACUUGAAGAUGUCAACAACCGCACCGACCUUUUAUCCGGUUAUAAACUUCGACUUCAUUGGAGAGACAGCCAGUGCAAUCCUGGAAAGGCUGCCAGUGAAAUGUACGAUCUCUUGUACGAUCCUCCCACUAAGCUCAUGAUGCUCGGUGGUUGCUCAAUCGUUUCAUCGACCAUCGGAGAGGCAGCAAAAAUGUGGAAUCUCGUUGUGGUAUCGUACGGGUCGUCGAGUCCAGCGUUGUCGAAUCGCCAUAGAUUCCCGACUUUCUUCAGGACACAUCCGUCAGCGACGAUACACAAUCCAACCAGAAUAAAACUUUUCAAGAUGUUUGACUGGUCUCGAAUCGCCAUCAUCCAGGAGGCCGAAGAAGUGUUUACCUCGACGGGCGUGGAUCUUGAAGCUCGAUGCAAAGAGGCGAAUAUCGAAGUCGUCUCCCGAGUCAAUUUCAUAACAGAUCCUACGGACGCCGUUAAGACUCUCAAGAGGCAAGAUGCUAGGAUAAUCGUGGGUAUGUUCUACGUAGCUGCGGCUCGUCGGGUUUUCUGCGAAGCCUACAGGCAAAAAAUAUUUGGAAAACAAUACGUAUGGCUCCUGAUCGGUUGGUAUGAGGACGAUUGGUACACAAUACAAGACAAGGGACACAACUGCACAACGGAGGAAUUGAAGCAAGCUCUCGAGGGACACAUCACGACCGAAGCCCUGAUGUUAUAUAAGGAAGAAAACAAAACAAUCUCUGGAAUGACCUCUCGGACUUUCAUGGAUCGUUACAUACAAACCCUGGAGAAGGACAACAACACCAACGGAAGACGACCCGAAGGCUUCCAGGAAGCGCCCCUGGCGUACGACGCCAUCUGGGCUGUAGCCCUGGCUCUCAACAAGACCAUUGCUCGGCUCAAGCAAAGGGGAGAGCCCAUCGAGAAUUUCACUUAUACCAAUAAAAGAAUUAUGGGAGAACUAUGGAAGGCCAUGAACGCCACUCAAUUCCUCGGAGUGUCGGGCUACGUGAGUUUCUCGGCGAAGGGAGAUCGUAUGGCUCAGACUCAGAUAGAGCAGAUGAUCAACGGGACCUACUACAAGAUCGGGUAUUACGACUAUCCGACGGACGACUACCAGAAAACUAUCAACGAAGCACAAUGGAUUGACGGAAAGCCGCCCCAAGAUCGAACAAUCAUAAAGACAACACUGCGGACUGUUUCCCUCGGAUUAUUCCUCGGAAUGACCACGGUCGCCUUCCUUGGAAUCAUUUGGGCGAUUGGUCUCCUCAUUUUCAAUUGGGUCUUCAGAAAUUCGCGAUACAUCGCAUGGUCACAUCCAUCGUGCAAUAACAUUCUCCUUGUUGGCGUGAUCGUGUGUCAAUUCUCCGUCGCGCUAUUGGGGCUCGACGGUCAAUUCGUCGAAGUUUCGCUGUAUCCGCACAUUUGCCAGUCGCGUGCGUGGCUUCUCACCACGGGCUUCAGUCUGGCCUUCGGUUCGAUGUUCUCGAAAAUUUGGCGAGUCCAUCGAUUGGCUACGAAAGCGAAAGCCGAAUCGAAAGUUGAGUUGCAGAAAAUCAAGUCGUGGAAGCUGUACUCGAUCGUGGGAGUGCUCUUGUCGAUCGACUUCAUUAUUCUGGUGGCAUGGACGGUGAUCGAUCCAAUGCAGCGCAAAAUUCAAAUAUUUCCACAUGAAGACCCGCCGGGUGACAUAGAUGAGGACGUCAAGAUCCAGCCGGAACUGGAAUUAUGCGUUUCGGUACAUCAUAAUAUCUGGCUCGGUGUCAUGUACUCGUACAAAGGACUGGUCCUGCUAUUCGGGAUAUUUCUAGCCUACGAAACAAGAUCUGUCAAAAUCAAGCUCCUCAAUGACAGUCGCCUGGUGGGAAUGUCAAUCUAUAACGUCGUCAUCCUCUGCUUGAUCACCACACCCGUUACAAUGGUUAUCGGAUCACAGCAGGACGCCUGCUUCGCAUUCGUGGCUCUCGCAAUAAUAUUCUGUUCCUACAUCUCCAUGACGCUGGUGUUCAUCCCUAAGAUUGCAGAAUUGAUCCGACGGCCGAGGGAGAGACAGGAUUGUCGAGGUCUAGCCGAUAAUGUCAGUUCCCGCGAGGAAGAAGAGAAGCUCCGCAAGUUACAGAUGGAGAAUGAAUCUCUGAAGAAACAGAUACAAGAGAAAGAGGAUCAGAUAGAAGCGAUAAAAACUAAGCUCGCCGAAAGAGCCAAACUCGCCAGAGUGCAUCCUUUGGAGAAUUCUGCGAUAGCCGUCCGUAAUGACGAUCAGACCAAGAUCACAAAAGAUGGCGUAGAAAGUCGUGCUUCCCCCGCAACGGCGAUCCGUCCUCCAGUGACUCUUCAACCAUCGAUUCCUUGCAGACAAGGAACGCCGCUCCAGACCGAUCCAAUGUCAGAAUCGGGUUACGUUACGGGGGGUUCAGCUUCGUGCAUAAAGCGAGGCUCAAGGGCAUCUCAUUCAGACUUCAACUUCUCAGAGUCGUACCUUUGAGAAGUCGAAGUGACGGCGGAAACCCGAUGCGAGUAACGGCAGGAACAGAUUGACGCUCGGAGAGAUUUAGCGAGCAACCAGACGAUUCGAGCUUCACAAGCGAUGCUAUGUUAGGCUCUUCCUGGUUUAGGAUUUGAUUCUGAAUGAAAGUCCCUUGACC
Molecule: messenger RNA, 3062 nt
Organism: Galendromus occidentalis (western predatory mite)
Lineage: Eukaryota; Metazoa; Arthropoda; Arachnida; Mesostigmata; Phytoseiidae
Gene: GABA-B-R1
Product: gamma-aminobutyric acid type B receptor subunit 1
Exons: 22
Coding region: 218-2902 (894 amino acids)
Biological process (GO): G protein-coupled receptor signaling pathway; gamma-aminobutyric acid signaling pathway
Cellular component (GO): membrane; G protein-coupled receptor heterodimeric complex
Molecular function (GO): G protein-coupled GABA receptor activity
Source: RefSeq, a predicted model, not a curated record